Molecule: messenger RNA, 5655 nt
Organism: Xyrauchen texanus (razorback sucker)
Lineage: Eukaryota; Metazoa; Chordata; Actinopteri; Cypriniformes; Catostomidae
Product: serine/threonine-protein phosphatase 2A 55 kDa regulatory subunit B delta isoform-like
Exons: 9
Coding region: 700-2064 (454 amino acids)
Biological process (GO): peptidyl-serine dephosphorylation
Cellular component (GO): cytosol; protein phosphatase type 2A complex
Molecular function (GO): protein phosphatase regulator activity; protein binding
Source: RefSeq, a predicted model, not a curated record
UUUCAGAGGUGUACGUAACUGGGUUUAUUGAGAAAUGAAAUUGGACUUUAUGGACUCUCUCUCUCUCUCUCUCUCUCUCUCUCUCUCUCUCUCUCUCUCAGAUGAAAUUAAGAUGAAGAAAGCAACGCACUAAGACAGGGAAUAAUAAUAAUAAUCAUCAUCAUAAGGUUUGAGCUGGGCUGGGCUUUUAGACUUUUAAUACUAUAAAAAACAAAACGUUGAUAUUGGUAACUCUGCGCAAAGCCCCGCGCAGCAAGGACGCGCCGGGCGCACAGCAGCGCUCUUUAUUAAAUGACGUCACUGUGUCAUGUCGACGGGCAUCGUGCGCCAUCUUGAACCGAAACAAAAAUCACGGGCAGAUCCAGCUCGCGCUCCUCCCGUGCGUUUCUCCGCACGCGCUCUCGUCCCGCGCUCGUUCACACCGCUAUCGCCUGGUUCAGGUCGCGAAUAAGCCGCACUGAAGGCUCGAGGCAGAGACAGAGGCGAUCAUGGCAGGUAAACAGGGGAGAGGGGGGGUGGUUAAACUGGUAGGCGGGGGCGCAGCGGCAGCAGUGCGGCCUAAACAUCCAACCAGACCCCCUUUAGAUGAUCAAACCCCUCAUUUAGUACUUUACCACCGUAUGCAUGCUCAUAUGGAGUAUGGCUAUUGGUUUAAUAUGUUUAUAUGCCUCAGAGAGGGCAAUUUGAGCAUGCAUUUAAAUGCACUCGUGUUUUGUUGUUGUUGCAGGGGUUGGUGGAAGCAAUGACUUCCAGUGGUGCUUCUCCCAGGUUAAAGGAGCCAUAGACGAAGAUGUUGCAGAAGCGGACAUCAUUUCAACGGUUGAAUUUAACUAUUCUGGGGAGUUAUUAGCCACAGGAGACAAAGGGGGAAGAGUUGUCAUAUUUCAGCGGGAACAAGAGAGUAAAAACCGCUCGCUCUCGAGAGGGGAAUACAACGUGUACAGCACUUUUCAGAGUCAUGAACCUGAGUUUGAUUACUUGAAAAGUUUAGAAAUUGAGGAGAAGAUCAAUAAAAUCAGAUGGCUCCCGCAACAGAACGCUGCACACUUUCUCCUCUCCACAAACGACAAAACCAUCAAAUUAUGGAAAAUCGGCGAAAGGGAUAAACGAGCAGAAGGAUACAACCUUAAAGACGAGGACGGAAGGCUGCGAGAUCAGUUUCGAAUCACAUCACUACGGGUUCCUGUGUUGAUGCCGACAGACUUGAUGGUGGAAGCCAGCCCACGCAGAAUAUUCGCAAACGCACAUACAUAUCACAUCAAUUCCAUUUCAGUAAAUAGUGAUUAUGAAACAUACCUUUCUGCAGACGACCUCAGAAUAAACCUCUGGCAUUUAGAAAUCACAGAUAGAAGUUUUAACAUUGUAGAUAUAAAGCCAGCGAAUAUGGAGGAGCUAACGGAGGUGAUAACAGCAGCCGAGUGCCACCCACAUCAGUGUAACAUCUUUGUAUACAGCAGUAGUAAAGGAACCAUCCGCCUCUGUGACACGAGGGCUGCCGCGCUCUGCGAUAGACAUAGCAAAUUUUUUGAGGAGCCAGAAGACCCUAGCAGUCGGUCGUUCUUCUCGGAAAUCAUCUCCUCCAUUUCCGACGUCAAGUUCAGCCACAGCGGCAGAUACAUGAUGACCCGCGAUUACCUCUCUGUGAAAGUCUGGGAUCUGAACAUGGAAAACCGGCCCAUAGAGACCUACCAGGUACACGAGUACCUACGUAGCAAGUUGUGCUCACUCUACGAGAACGACUGCAUUUUCGACAAGUUUGAGUGCUGUUGGAAUGGUUCAGACAGUGCCAUUAUGACUGGUUCCUACAACAACUUCUUCAGGAUGUUUGACAGGAACACGCGCAGGGACAUCACACUGGAGGCCUCACGGGAGAACAGUAAACCCCGUGCCGUGCUCAAACCGCGCAAGGUCUGCACCGGUGGUAAACGGAAGAAAGACGAAAUCAGCGUGGACAGUCUGGAUUUCAACAAGAAGAUCCUACACACCGCCUGGCACCCGAAAGAGAACGUCAUAGCCGUGGCUGCCACCAACAACCUCUAUAUAUUCCAGGACAAAAUGAAUUAAAAAGAAAGUGAUUUAAAAAAUAAAUAAACCUGACAAAAUCAAGAUAAAGAAAUAUCUCCCCAUCCCUGUUUACCACGACGCAGAUCGGAGGACACUCAAAAUCUUGUACUUUGCAAUGUUAAGCCUAGUCGUUAAAUCUGUAAGAGAAAAAUGGCCGUUUCGUCCUGACGAAGAAUUGAAGCACUUUUUUUUUUCAUGCGUAGACAAGGGAGACCGUAUAUUUUCUAGUAGGGCAAAAUGAUUCACAACGAGAACACCAAUAUUAACCUCAAGCAACGGAAUCGACGAACACCAAUCAGCAUAAAGAGGCUAGGUCAAGUCGUACGCAUAUUCGUCUUUCGGCUGAGCCUUACGUUUUUAUGAUUUGAUGACCUUAAGUAUGGAACUUACCACAGGAUGAGUGUCGUCUCGCAGUCAAAGUGGUAUGUACCUCAAAAUCAGGCCUUCAUGAUGUUUUUGUUCAUGGCUGUUAACAUUCCUUCCCCUGACCCAACUCUCAGGCCUCGAUGUUCUACCUUUUAAGCACUUAAACAGGUCUCCAUUUUUGUCAGUGGACAGUUUUCGUUUUUUUUUUUUUUUUCUGUUUAUUUUGUACUUUUUUUCUUUUUUUUCAUACAUAAUUAUAUCUACUCUAACUGUAUCUAUAUAUUACACCAUCCGGUGUCAAACCACUUAAUAAAAGUAACAUAACGACAAAGAAAAAGCGUUUUUUUACAUUGUGAGCAGGUAUGUAUGAAGUUCCAUAAUUGCAUGUAGAUCUGGAGCGGCAGUGGUAAAAAUGUGAAAUCAACCUGCUGUUCCCAUAUUGGCCGUAUUAUAGGGGAAUUCCACCCAAAAAUAAGAAAUUCGUAUACAGCAAAAAAUGCGUGGCCUGCUUUAUCAAACAAGUCUAAAAAUUAAUUUUCUUAGUGUUUUGUCAUGUUUUUCAGAAAAAUCGAAAUCUAAACAUCCUUAAAUCUAGAUCUAUUUACUUGAUUAAAGAUAAUAGUUGUUUGCAGAGAAUAUAUCUUAAGUUUAGUUUUCUUACCCCCAUUGGCAAAUUGUUUCCCCCCUUGUUUAAAGCUAAACAUCACAAAGUUUGUUAGAUUUAUGCUUUAAAAAAAAAAUGGAAACGGGGUUAGGAAAAUAAACUUAAAUUCUCUUUCAAGCAAUUUUGCUUUUCAAAGAAAUGUAUCUUUAUUUAAGGAUGUUUACAUAUUUUACUGGAAAAUUAGUUUUGUGCAGUGGAAUGAAUGGCCCCUCGUUUAUUAAAAAGUUUUUUUUUAUUAAAAAAAACUUUUAAUAAACAUUUUUUUUUCAGUCAGAGUCAGUUACACUGGAGUGAAUGGGGCCAAUCCAUAAACGUUAAAAUAAAUACUGUGUUUAAAAAGUGUAGCCAUAAGAUGCAAACGUCUUAUUAUAUUUUAGUGCGAUACAAUCACACACUAACCUUAUUUCUGUAAAGUUACACCUAAUAUUACAAUAUAGUUGCCAUUAUGAUGCAACACUGUAAGUGAUUUUAUCACACUAAAAUAAUUGUAACAUGUAGAAUGUUUAAAUCUUGUGCCAGUAAAUAAAAUAAAUGUAUUUUAAUGUGUAUGAAAUGGCCCCAUUCACUUCCAUUGUAAGUGCCUUAAUCUAACCACGAUAUACUGUGUGUGUGUGUGUGUGUGUGUGUGUGUGUAUAUGUAUAUAUAUAUAUAUUACACAUACAUACAUACAUACAUACAUUAUAUAUAUAUAUAUAUACACACACACACACACACACAGUUGAAGUCAGAAGUUUACAUACACUUAGGUUGAAGUCAUUAAAACACAUUGUUUAACCACUCCACAGAUUUCAUAUAAGCAAGCUUUAGUUUUGGCAAGUCGUUUAGGACAUCAUCUUUGUGCAAGAGAAGAGUCAUUUUUCCAGCAAUUGUUUACAGAUGGAUUGUUUCACUUUUAAUUGACUAUAUCUCAAUUCCAGUGGGUCAGAAGUUUACAAACACUAAGCUAAAUGUGCCUUUUAGCACAUAUGGAGAAUUCCAGAAAAUUAUGUCUAGUCUUUAGGCAGUUAGCUUCUGAUAGGCUAACUGGAGUCAAUUGGAGGUGUACUUGUAGAUGUAUUUUAAAGCCUACCUUCAAACUCCGUGCCUCUUUGCUUGACAUCAUGGAAAAAUCAAAUGAAAUCAGCCAAGACAUCAGAAAAAAUAUUGUGGACCUCCAUACGUCUGUUUCAACCUUGGGAGCAAUUUCCAAACGCCUGAAGUUACCACGUUCAUCUGUACAAAUGACAGUAUGCAAGUAUAAACGGCAUGGGACUACAAAGCCAUCAUACCGCUCAGGAAGGAGACUCAUUCCGUCUCCUAGAGACGAAUGUAGUUGGGUGUGAAAAGUGCAAAUUAAUACCAGGACAACAGCAAAAGACCUUGUGAAGAUGCUGGAGGAAACAGGUAGACAAGUAUCUAGAUCCACAGUAAAACAAGUCCUAUAUCAACAUAACCUGAAAGGCUGCUCAGCAAGGAAGAAGCCACAGCUCCAAAACUGCCAUAAAGCCAGACUACAGUUUGCAAGUGCACAUGGGGACAAAGAUAUUACUUUUUGUGGAAAUGUCCUCUGGUCUGAUGAAACAAAAAUGUAACCGUUUGCCCAUAAUUACCAUCGGUAUGUUUGGAGGAAAAAGGGUGAGGCUUGCAAGCCGAAGAACACCAUCCCAACCGUGAAGCAUGGGGGUGGCAGCAUCAUGUUGUGGGGGUGCUUUGCUGCAGGAGGGACUGGUGCACUUCACAAAAUAGAUGGCAUCAUGAGUAAGGAAAGUUAUGUGGAAAUAUUGAGGCAACAUCUCAAGACUUCAGCCAGGAAGUUCAAGUAGUGUCGUAAAUAGGUCUUCCAAAUGGACAAUGACCCCAAGCAUGCCUCCAAAGUUGUGGCAAAAUGGCUUUAGGACAACAAAGUCAAGAUAUUGGAGUGGCUAUAACAAAGCCCUGACUUCAAUCCUAUAGUACAUUUUUGGGCAGAACUGAAAAAGUGUGUGCAAGUAGGCCAACAAACCUGACCCUGUUUCACCAGUUCUGUCUGGAGGAAUGGGCCAAAAUUCUUCUUCCAAAAACGUAUUGUGAGGAGCUUGUGGAAGGCUACCCAAAACAUUUGACCCAAGUUAAACAAUUUAAAGCCAAUGCUACCAAAUACUAACAAAGUGUAUUUAAACUUGUGACCCACUGGGAAUGUGAUGAAAGAAAUAAAAGCUGAAAUAAAUAAUUCUCUCUACUAUUAUUCUGACAUUUCACAUUCUUAAAAUGUCAAAUUGUGAACUGAGUGUAUGUAAACUUCAACUGUAUAUAUAUAGUAUACUAUACUAUAAUAUAUAUAUAUAUAUACGCACACAGUAUAUACACUCACCAGCCACUUUAUUAGGUAUAUCUACUUAUUCAAGUGAUGAUCUAAUCAGCCAAUCGUGUGGCAUCAGUGGAAUCUAUAAAAUCAUGCAGAUAUGGGUCAGGAGCUUCAGUUAAUGUUCACAUCAACCAUCAGAAUGGGGAAGUAGAUUUACAAUUCUACCUAAUAAAGUGGCUGGUGAGUUUAUAUAGAAAAAAAAUAUAUAUAUAUAUACUGUGUAUGUGUGUGUGUGUG